This is a messenger RNA of Acanthopagrus latus (yellowfin seabream), 12044 nucleotides long. It is a transcript of the gene trioa, whose product is annotated as trio Rho guanine nucleotide exchange factor a. Lineage: Eukaryota; Metazoa; Chordata; Actinopteri; Spariformes; Sparidae. The transcript has 63 exons. Gene Ontology annotation, biological process: protein phosphorylation. Gene Ontology annotation, molecular function: protein kinase activity; guanyl-nucleotide exchange factor activity; ATP binding. The coding region runs from base 488 to 9826 and encodes 3112 amino acids. Gene Ontology annotation, cellular component: cytoplasm. The record is from RefSeq and is a predicted model, not a curated record.
AUCCAGCUCGGGUCACACGGAGCCUGAACGCUCGUCAGUAUCACCACCGGCUGCAUGCGUGCAGACCUGCUCUGUGUUAGUUUUCAGCCCUGGUCUGUUUGAAACGUCCUGCAUGUUUCACUGUAUGUUGGACAAACACGCGCACGCACACGCGCACAGAGUGGCCGCCGUCUGCUCAUUUCCGAGAGCUCACGGAGAUUCACCGAGCAGCGACCCGGCCCCUCCCGCCCCCCUCCUCCGCGCUCCAGCUACUCUCCCCUCGGCUUCACUCCGAGGAGGAACCCGGUGCCCCCGGCCGAUCGUUUCCAAUUACGUUACCCCAAGAUGGAGGUCUGCAGAUGGCACUGCUAGCGUCUACGAGUCACCGUAACCGCCCGUGUGUCUUUAAUGACGCUUUUGCCGGGACAGAAGUGAUUUUUGUGCCACCUUUUUGUCGAUUUUUUGGGGGAUCUACUUGGGAGAUACUGAGCUCCGGGUUGUGGCAGCCAUGAGCUCCGGGGAAGGAGCGGAGGAGACGGCGAAGGACGCUGGCGACAUAGCGGCGUUCUUCAAGACCGAUGGAUCCCUCCCUAAAGAGCCAAAAGGAGAUGUAUCGAGUCAGAUAGCAGGUUUCAGGAGAAAUGAGGAGAUGAGAGCAAUGGAGGUACUUCCCAUCCUCAAAGAAAAAGUUGCCUUUUUGUCAGGUGGCAGAGAUAGACGCGGUGGUCCGGUGUUAACGUUUCCAUCACGCAGCAACCACGAUAGAAUACGAACGGACGACCUGAGGAGACUGAUUGCCUACCUCGCCGGCAUCCCCAGCGAGGAGGUGUGUAAACAUGGCUUCACGGUCAUCGUUGAUAUGCGCGGCUCCAAAUGGGACAGCAUCAAGCCUCUGCUGAAGAUCCUGCAGGAGUCGUUUCCAUCCUGCAUCCACGUCGCCCUCAUUAUCAAACCAGACAACUUCUGGCAGAAACAGAGGACCAACUUCGGCAGCUCUAAGUUCGAAUUUGAGACCACCAUGGUGUCGCUAGAGGGCCUGACGAAGGUCGUCGACCCUUCCCAACUGACGGCUGACUUUGAUGGCAGCCUUGACUAUAACCAUGAAGAGUGGAUAGAGGUGCGUGUGGCCUUUGAGGAGUUCUCUGGUCACGCCACCCAGAUGUUGUCCCGGUUAGAGGAGAUGCAAGAAACGGUGUCGAGAAAAGACUUUCCCCAGGAUCUAGAAGGAGCCAGGCGGAUGAUAGAAGAACACGCCACGCUAAAGAAGAAAGUCAUAAAAGCCCCGAUAGAGGAGCUGGACACUGAAGGACAGAGGUUGCUCCAGCGCAUCCAGAGCAGCGAGUCCUUCUCCAACCGUAACGGCGGAGGUGGGGGCAGCGGUGGCAGCAGCAGCAGCAGCAGCGGUGGGAUGUGUAACACCGACACACAGGGCCUGGUGCCACGGAUCACCCAGCUGCUCGAUAAGCUCCACUCCACCCGACAGCACCUCCACCAGGCCUGGCACGUCCGCAAGCUCCAGCUUGACCAGUGCUUCCAGCUCCGGCUGUUCGAACAGGAUGCAGAAAAGAUGUUUGACUGGAUCAUGCACAACAAGGGUUUGUUCCUGGCAGGCUACACAGAGAUUGGCAACAACCACCCCCAUGCCAUAGAGCUGCAAACCCAGCACAACCACUUCGCUAUGAACUGCAUGAACGUGUACGUGAACAUCAACCGUAUCAUGUCAGUGGGAAACCGGCUACUGGAGUCGGGUCACUACGCCUCCCAGCAGAUCAAGCAGAUCUCAGGCCAGCUGGAGAAGGAGUGGAAGGCCUUCGCUGCCGCACUGGAUGAACGCAGCACGCUGUUGGAGAUGUCAGCGAGCUUCCACCAAAAAUGUGAUCAGUACAUGAGUAACGUGGACUCUUGGUGCAAAGCGUGCGGUGAAGUGGAUUUGCCCUCCGAGCUGCAAGACCUCGAGGACGCCAUCCACCACCACCAAGGCCUGUAUGAACACAUCACGGCUGCCUACUCUGAGGUGAGCCAGGAUGGAAAAGCCCUGUUGGACAAGCUGCAGCGACCUUUGACCCCUGGAAGUGCUGAUUCACUGACAGCAUCAGCAAACUACUCCAAGGCAGUGCACCACGUCCUGGACAUCAUCCACGAGGUGCUGCAUCACCAGAGACAGCUGGAAAACAUUUGGCAACACCGCAAAGUGCGGCUGCACCAGCGCCUACAGCUAUGCGUCUUUCAACAGGAUGUCCAACAGGUGCUGGACUGGAUAGAAAACCAUGGCGAGGCCUUCCUCAGUAAACACACAGGUGUGGGAAAGUCCCUCCACCGAGCUCGAGCUCUGCAGAAACGCCACGAGGACUUUGAGGAAGUGGCACAGAAUACAUACACUAAUGCAGACAAGCUGCUGGAGGCGGCCGAGCAGCUGGCCCAGACAGGAGAGUGCGACCCAGAGGAGAUCUACCAGGCCGCCCACCAGCUCGAAGACAGGAUCCAAGACUUUGUUCGCCGUGUGGAGCAGCGCAAAGUCCUGCUGGACAUGUCUGUCGCCUUCCACACACACGUCAAAGAGCUGUGGACAUGGCUAGAGGAGCUCCAGAAGGAGCUGCUGGAUGACGUUUAUGCUGAGUCGGUGGAGGCCGUCCAGGAUCUGAUCAAACGCUUCGGACAGCAACAGCAGACCACGCUGCAGGUCACCGUCAAUGUCAUCAAGGAGGGAGAGGAUCUCAUCCAGCAGCUCAGGGACUCGGCCAUCUCCAGCAACAAGACGCCACACAACAGCUCCAUCAACCAUAUCGAGAGCGUCCUGCAGCAGCUGGACGAGGCCCAGGCCCAGAUGGAGGAGCUGUUCCAGGAGAGGAAGAUCAAACUGGAGCUCUUCCUGCAACUCCGCAUCUUCGAGAGGGACGCCAUUGAUAUCAUUUCUGACCUGGAGUCCUGGAACGAGGAGCUGACAGGUCAGAUGAAUGAUUUCGACACAGAGGACCUGACGCUGGCCGAGCAGAGGCUGCAGCACCACGCUGACAAGGCCCUGACCAUGAACAACCUCACCUUCGAUGUCAUCCACCAGGGACAGGAGCUGCUGCAGUAUGUCAACGAAGUCCAGGCCUCUGGUGUUGAGCUGCUGUGUGAUCGAGACGUCGACAUGGCCACACGGGUUCAGGACCUGCUGGAGUUUCUCCAUGAGAAACAGCAAGAACUGGACUUGGCAGCUGAGCAGCACCGCAGGCACCUUGAGCAGUGCGUCCAGCUGAGACACCUGCAGGCUGAAGUCAAGCAGGUUCUUGGGUGGAUUCGUAAUGGCGAGUCAAUGUUGAACGCUGGACUAAUAACAGCCAGCUCCCUGCAGGAAGCUGAACAGCUGCAGAGAGAACAUGAACAGUUUCAACAUGCCAUUGAGAAAACCCACCAGAGUGCCCUCCAGGUUCAGCAGAAGGCGGAGGCUCUGCUCCAGGCAAACCACUAUGACAUGGACCUGAUCAGAGACUGUGCAGAGAGCGUGGCCUCCCACUGGCAGCAGCUCAUGCUGAAAAUGGAGGAUCGACUCAAGCUGGUCAAUGCCUCAGUGGCCUUCUACAAGACCUCUGAACAGGUCUGCAGUGUGCUGGAAAGCCUGGAACAGGAGUAUAAGAGAGAAGAGGACUGGUGUGGAGGGGCCGACAAACUGGGACCCAACUCUGAAACAGACCACGUCACCCCCAUGAUCAGUAAACAUCUGGAGCAGAAGGAGGCCUUCCUUAAGGCAUGCACUUUGGCCAGAAGAAACGCAGACGUCUUCCUCAAGUACAUGCACAGGAACAGCGUCAACAUGCCUGGGAUGCUGAGCCAUGUUAAAGCACCAGAACAGCAGGUUAAAAACAUCCUCAAUGAGCUGCUACAGCGAGAAAAUCGCGUUCUCCACUUCUGGACCAUGAGGAAACGACGGCUGGACCAGUGUCAGCAGUAUGUGGUGUUUGAACGCAGUGCCAAACAGGCUCUGGAAUGGAUUCAUGACACUGGGGAGUUUUACCUGUCCACACACACCUCCACUGGCUCGAGUAUCCACCACACACAAGAGCUGCUGAAAGAGCAUGAGGACUUCCACAUCACAGCCAAGCAAACUAAAGAGCGUGUGAAGCUGCUGAUCCAGCUGGCUGACGGCUUCUGCGAGAAAGGCCACAGUCAUGCUGGGGAGAUCAAAAAAUGGGUGACGGCUGUGGACAAACGCUAUCGCGACUUCUCCCUGCGCAUGGACAAGUAUCGCUGCAGCCUGGAGAAAGCCCUGGGCAUCUCCUCGGACUCUAACAAGGCAAGUAAGGAUCUCCAGCUGGACAUCAUCCCAGCUACGGCUCCAGGGUCAGAGGUCAAGCUGAGGGAUGCUGCUCAUGAGCUUAACGAGGAGAAACGCAAGUCGGCGCGCCGAAAGGAGUUCAUCAUGGCAGAGCUGAUUCAGACAGAGAAAGCCUACGUGCGAGACCUGCGGGAGUGCAUGGAUACCUACCAGUGGGAGAUGACCAGUGGAGUUGAGGAGAUUCCUCCAGGAAUCAUCAAUAAGGAGCACAUCAUCUUUGGCAACAUGCAGGACCUCUAUGAAUUCCACCAUAACAUCUUUCUCAAAGAGUUGGAGAAAUAUGAGCAGCUUCCAGAGGAUGUUGGGCAUUGCUUUGUCACAUGGGCUGAUAAGUUCCAGAUGUAUGUGAACUACUGUAAGAACAAACCAGACUCCACUCAGCUCAUCCUAGAGCAUGCUGGGAACUACUUUGAUGAAAUUCAACAGAGGCACCGACUGGCCAACUCCAUCUCUUCUUAUCUGAUCAAGCCUGUGCAGAGAAUCACCAAGUAUCAGCUCCUGCUGAAGGAGCUGCUGACUUGCUGCGAAGAAGGGAAAGGAGAGAUCAAGGACGGCCUGGAGGUGAUGCUCAGUGUUCCGAAGAAAGCUAAUGAUGCCAUGCACCUCUCUAUGCUGGAAGGAUUCGAUGAAAACAUCGAGUCCCAGGGCGAGCUCAUCCUCCAGGAGUCGUUCCAGGUUUGGGAUCCAAAGACUCUGAUCCGUAAGGGGCGAGAGCGCCACCUCUUCCUCUUUGAAAUGUCUCUUGUCUUCAGCAAGGAGGUCAAGGACUCCAACGGCAGGAGCAAGUACAUCUACAAGAGCAAGCUAUUUACAUCAGAGUUGGGGGUGACAGAGCAUGUUGAAGGAGACCCCUGUAAGUUUGCUCUAUGGGUGGGGCGCACCCCGACUAACGACAACAAGAUUGUGCUCAAGCUAAGUCAGGGAUCCAAACAUGGAGCAAUGGCCUCAAGCAUCGAGAACAAACAGGACUGGAUCAAGCACAUCAGGGAGGUGAUUCAGGAGCGCACCAUUCACCUGAGAGGAGCACUCAAGGAGCCCAUUCACAUUCCCAAAGCCACUACAGCCAAGCACCACAAGGGCCGAAGGGAUGGAGAGGACCUGGACAGUCAGGGUGAAGGCAGCAGCCAACCAGACACCAUCUCUCUGGCAUCCCGCACUUCACAGAACACACUGGACAGCGACAAGCUGUCCGGUGGCUGUGAGCUGACUGUGGUGAUACAUGACUUCAUGGCCAGCAACAACAAUGAGCUGACUGUGCGGAGAGGUCAGACGGUGGAGGUCCUGGAGCGCUGCCAUGAAAGGCCAGACUGGUGUCUGGUAAGGACCACAGACCGCUCCCCUGCCCUGGAGGGUCUGGUGCCUUGCUCCAUGCUCUGUAUUGCCCACUCCAGGUCCUCCAUGGAGAUGGAGGGCAUCUUCAACCACAAAGACACUCUGUCAGUGUGCAGCAAUGACUCCAUCAUGCCAGGGUCGUCCGCUACGCUGCAGCCUGGUCACGGCAUGAGCUCCCAUACCUCACCAGGGCCUAAAAGACCAGGUAACACCCUGCGGAAGUGGCUCACCAGCCCUGUGCGCCGGCUAAGUAGCGGCAAGGCCGACGGCCACGUGAAGAAACUUGCGCACAAGCACAAGAAGAGCCGCGAGGUGCGGAAGAGCGGGGAGAUGACGAUGGGCUCCCAGAAAGACUCAGACGACAGUGCUGCUACACCUCAGGAUGAGACUGUGGAGGAGAGAGUUCGUAACGAGGGCUUGUCCAGCGGCACGUUGUCCAAGUCCAGUUCUUCUGGCAUGCAGAGCUGCGGAGAGGAGGAGGGCGAGGAGGGCGCGGACUCAGUACCUCUGCCUCCACCUAUGGCCAUCCAGCAGCACAGCCUGCUGCAGCCAGACUCCCAGGAUGACAAGAGCUCCUCUCGUCUGUCGGUCCGUCCAUCCAGUUCAGAGACGCCCAGUGCCGCUGAGUUGGUGAGCGCCAUCGAGGAGCUGGUCAAAAGCAAGAUGGCUCUGGAGGACAGACCCAGCUCACUGUCGGUAGAACAGGGAGACAGCAGCUCUCCAUCCUUCAACCCCUCUGACAACUCCCUCCUCUCCUCCUCCUCCCCCAUCGAAGAGAUGGAUGAACGCAGGACCAGCAUCCUGAAGAAAAGACAUUACAUUCUGUUGGAGUUGGUGGAGACGGAGAGAGAUUAUGUCAGAGACCUUGGCCUGGUGGUGGAGGGCUACAUGAGUCGCAUGAAGGAGGAGGGUGUCCCUGAUGAUAUGAAGGGAAAAGACAAAAUCGUGUUUGGCAACAUCCACCAAAUCUACGACUGGCACAAAGACUUCUUUUUUGGGGAGUUGGAGAAAUGUUUGGAGGACCCUGACCGACUGGGACCACUCUUUCUCAAACAGGAACGGAGACUCAGCAUGUAUGUAGUGUACUGUCAAAACAAGCCCAAGUCGGAACACAUCGUCUCAGAGUACAUUGACACCUACUUUGAGGACCUGAAGCAGCAGCUGGGACACAGGCUACAGAUCUCAGAUCUGCUCAUCAAGCCAGUCCAGAGGAUCAUGAAGUACCAGCUGCUGCUUAAGGAUUUCCUGAAACACUCUAAAAAGGCUGGGCUGGAGUCUAUGGAGCUGGAGAAAGCAGUGGAGGUCAUGUGCAUUGUGCCAAAAAGGUGCAACGAUAUGAUGAACGUCGGUCGACUUCAGGGAUUUGAUGGGAAGAUUGUGGCUCAGGGCCGCCUUUUACUGCAAGACACGUUCAUGGUGUCUGACCCAGAGGGCAGUCUGCUCGGCCGGAUGAAGGAGAGGAGAGUCUUCCUCUUUGAGCAGCUGGUCAUCUUUAGCGAGCCCCUUGACAAGAAGAAAGGCUUCUCCUUGCCAGGCUUCCUCUACAAGAACAGCAUCAAGGUCAGCUGUUUGGGUCUAGAGGAGAAUGCAGAAGGCGAUCCCUGUAAGUUCACUCUCACCUCAAGAUCGACCAACAGCACCACGGAGUCUUUUGUGCUUCAUUCCUCCCACCCAGGGGUGCGUGAGGUCUGGACCCUUCAGAUCAGCCAGAUACUCGAGAGCCAACGCAACUUCCUCAAUGCUCUGACCUCACCUAUAGAGUAUCAGAGGAACCAUGUGGGGGCGAGCGGUGGGUCAUGUGUGCCCAGCAUGGGAGCUCCAGCUGGAGGCAGCAGUGGGUCCAGUGUUCCGCCUGGAGUCGGAGGUGGAAACUCCCAGGGUAGCGCCAUCCCUUCAGGGCCCCAGGGCAGCUCUCGUCGUCCCUCCAGGAUCCCCCAGCCUUCCCGCCUGCCCCAGCCCCUACGCCACCAUCCCGGGGGCGACCCCGACGGCCCCAACAAGAUGUCAGGUUCGUCCGCUUGUCCUGUCCCUCCUUCCCUGCUCCCUCCAGGGGGUAGCCCGCAGGGCAAGCGCCCUAUCCAGCCCCCAGAGGACCAAACACAGACCCCCACUCCUGCCAGUGCUGUAGCCCCUAUUCCCCGUGCUACAGUUGGGCCCCUGCCCUCUACACCCACUUCCAAACCACGGCCAGGAGCCGUGUCCCCUAUGGCCCCGCCCCUGGCCACUCCUGCCUUUGGCAAGGACGGCCUUCCUCCUCCCCCUCCCAGCCCGGGCCACAAGUCCGGAUCUGGAUUCUGGAGCUCCAUGCCGGGCUCACCAGCCAGCAGGCCUGGCUCAUUUACCUUCCCUGGCGAGGCAGGAGAGACUCCGGUCCGUCAGAACUCAAACCAGAUCCAGACUGGCUCUGGAUCUGGUAGCCAAACCCACAGACACUCCACGCACAGCAAGGAAGCCGACCGCAUGAGUACGUGCUCAUCGGCCAGCGAGCAGUCCAUCCAGUCCACCCAGAGUAACGGGAGUGAAAGUAGCAGCAGCAGUAGUGUAUCCACCAUGUUGGUGACCCAGGACUACAUGGCAGUGAAGGAGGAUGAGAUCAGUGUCAUUCAGGGCGAGGUGGUCCAGAUCUUGGCCAGCAACCAGCAAAACAUGUUCCUGGUGUUCAGGGCGGCCACCGAGCAGGGCCCCGCCGCCGAGGGCUGGAUCCCCGGAUUUGUGCUGGGACACACCUCGGCCAUCACCCCUGACUGUCCAGAGGGACCCAUCAAUAGGAAGUCAUCAUCCUGGCACACGUCCCUGCGCAUUCGUAAGAAGUCUGAGAAGAAGGAGAAGGAGGCAAAGAAAGAGACCAAGCUGGAAAACGGUUACAGGAAGUCCAGAGAUGGCCUAGCCAAUAAAGUUUCUGUAAAGCUUCUAAAUCCAAACUACAUCUAUGAUGUUCCCCCAGAGUUCCUUGUACCCCUGAGUGAUGUGACCUGUGACAACGGAGAGAGCGUCACCCUUAGGUGUAAGGUCUGCGGUCGACCGCGGGCUGCUGUCACCUGGAAGGGACCCAACCAGAGCAAUCUCACCAACAAUGGACACUUCAGCAUCGCCUACAGUGAUACCGGUGAAGCAACACUGCGGAUAAUCGGCGUGGCCUCUGAGGAUGAUGGCAUUUACACUUGUGUUGCCACAAAUGAGCUUGGCAGCGUAACAUCAUCAGCUAGCCUCAGAGUGUUGGCAGUGUCCACUGACGGGGUGAGAGUGAGCUGGAAGGACAACUUCGAGGCUCACUACACCGAGGUGGUCGAAUUGGGCAGGGGGCGUUUCUCUGUUGUCAAGCGUUGUGACCAGCGCGGCACCAAACGUACAGUGGCGGUCAAACAUGUCAACAAGAAGCUGAUGAGGAGGGACCGGGUGACUCAGGAACUUAAUCUGCUCCAGAGGCUCCAGCACCCUCACAUCGUCAGCCUGAUAGACACGUAUGAAACCCCCAGCAGCUACGCCCUCGUCCUGGAGAUGGCGGACCAAGGUCGUCUGCUGGACUACAUUGUUAGCUGGGGGAAUCUGACGGAGGAGAAAGUGGCCUGCUACCUUCGGGACAUUUUAGAAGCUUUACAUUACCUUCACAACAGCAGAAUAGUACAUUUGGACAUAAAACCUGAGAACCUCCUGGUUGCUCACAGCUCCAGCGGUCAGCCAUCGGUCAAAGUCACAGAUUUUGGUGAUGCUGUCCAGCUCAACAGUGCCCACUACAGUCACCCUUUGCUGGGCAGCCCUGAGUUUGCCUCCCCAGAGUUGGUCCUUGGAGAGCCGGUGUCGCUGACCUCUGACCUGUGGAGCCUUGGCGUGGUGACCUAUGUGCUGCUGAGCGGCGCCUCCCCCUUCCUCGAUGAGAGCGCCGAGGAGACGUGCCUAAACAUCUGCCGGCUAGACUUCAGCUUCCCCAGGGAUUACUUCCAGGGCGUCAGCCAGACAGCCCGGGACUUCAUCUGCCUUCUCCUGAGGACCGACCCAGGCAGAAGGCCUCCAGCCGGGCUCUGCCUUCAGGAGCCGUGGCUGCAGGCCGGGCCGGCUGACGGCCGGGCCAGAGCAGAUGGUUGCCUGGACACCUCCCGCCUCAUCUCCUUCAUAGACAGGAGGAAACAUCAGACUGAUGCCCGGGCCAUCGGAGGCGUCAGGAGCUUCAUCCAAAGUCGCCUUCAGCCCCAAGUUUAAUGGUUGGGAUAAACAAGUCCAAACAACCCUCACUCCCUACUGCCUCCUGUCUGAUCAUGGCUAACAAAAGAUGAAGAACUGGACAGACUUCAGUUUGUGAUCAGAGCUGAGGCUGGAGGGGCUGCAGGCUCCUCUGGAGUUUAGCAUCUUGGUGGUCUAGAUGUAAAAGGAGAAAUAAUGAAUGCAGAUCUUAUCCUCUUUCACACAAUGCUGAUUUACUGAAGUCCUGUAGUCCUUUCACCAAUUAACCAGAGACCUGUUUAGGGUCUUCAGCCAAUCAGAGCCCUUGAGAACAGAGUUCUCACCAAUCACCUAAAGUAAUGGAUGCCCUUUGUCUACUGCUGCUUGCUGGUUUCAACUCAAAACAGAUUUUGUAGUUAAGUGAACAAAAAUCUAAAAAAAAGAAAAAAACAACAUGAAGUAAUUUAUUUUCCUUUGCAAGAGUUGAAGCUGAUCAGAGGAGCUAAUUGAUCGAGCCUUGACACAACUGCACAGGCGCAGAGCUUUCAGGAGAAAGUGAUGCCCACAAAGCUAGUGAUAGCGCUCAGAGCAAACUGCCCUCCCUCGUGUUGCUCGAGGGACACAGACGUUGUGUGUUUUUGCUCUUUUACACUAAAACUGUAACUCAAAGACUUUUGAGAAGCAGCCCUUUCUUAUAGAAACAAUGUAUACAAACAAAAGUACUGUCUCUACAUUUCCAAGAAAAAAACAAGAAUAAUUGUAGAAAACGCUCAUCAGUUAAAAGUUGCUGUGCUACUUUGGACUCUGUAGACACCUGGAGACAGCGACUGAGGUUCUUGACUUUAUUGAGACAUUUAUACGUCUGAUCAGAGCUUUUUGAUGGCUGCGCUUAUUUAAUGUACCUAAUCUAAGAUACCAUGAUGACCAUGUCGCGAGUAACAAUGCUGCACUGUCCAAUCUGAGAAGAAACAAUAGACAUCCAUCGUUUGCUUUUCCUAGAACAAAACUUGUGUUGCGCAGAUAUGAGAUGUUUAAGCCUUACCUUGUAUAUAGACUUCUGCCUUCUUCCCUCUCACAUUCACAGUGGACUCUGGACACGAGACUGUCGGAGCCUCAGUGGCAGCAGCGAUUGCCAAUCGGACGGAAGUGAAUGUGGAGGCGGAGGAAGACAAAUUACUGUAAAUGCACUCAUUGUAUGUUAUGUUUGAUUAUCAUGUGCAAUGUUGCGGCUUUAACAUUUUAUGCAACUAUUUAUGAAGACAUCUGUUGUAUCUGUAAUAAAUCUAGAGAAAAGCAUGUACUUGGUACUGCAAGCACUGCUGGUAGUUUGUGUUUUAUUUGAUCUGAGUGUUGGGACUUCCAGGCCAGGCCAGGUUAGAGGUCACGAUCUACAAUCAUUAUGGUUUGAACAAAAAAUAAUUUAACACGUUUUGUACUGUAUGCCUCGGUAGUAUUGGUACACCAAAGUUGCUCUAGGUUUAUAGUACUUGUAAAAUGUUUUAUUGUGAUUAUGUUUCACUUGAGUUGGGUUAUCUAUGACCAUGUGAAAUGACUGUUUACACUAGUUAACGCUAUGUUGGAAGAACAUGGUUUAUUUAGUCACCUGUGCAGGGGAUUAAAGAGAGAAGUGUACGUCUCAGAUAGUGGAGCAUCGCAGUUUAAUUUCAAGAGUUAAAUGGAAGAUUUUGUACAUCAUUAUAUAAAUGGUGUUUGAACUUUAUGUACAGAUAUUUGCUGCCAAAAUAUUUCUUCCAUUAAUUCCUGUUCCUUUCAAAACAAAACAAAAACACACACAACUACCCUAAUACGGCAACUAACAAAUCAUUUUUUUAUUUGCUUUCCUAUUAAAACAAUACAAAAUAUAGCAAUGCUAUAACCACUUAACUUUCCAUUAAUCCAAUAUGGGGUUACGUGUCACGUUGAACUGAUCCUACUGGGAACAGAAAUCAGUCGUCCUCCGUUACCUUUUUAAUUUAUUUGAAAGGUGUGCACAGGCCAUUAAAAACAAGGAAACUUGGACUGGAUACCUCAGUUUAGGUUUUUGUUGUUUGUUUGUUUUUUUACCAUUGUUGUUUGUCUUUUUUGUCACGUUUGUUUUUCAGUUUGUUCGUUUUUCAUUCGUCUCAUGUUUGCUGUCUGUUUUUAUGUUUUAUAUCUCUGCAUGUAUAUUUCUUUGUACAGAUCAUACAUAUUUUCUCUUGUAAAUAUUCUCAUUUUGCCAUCAGUUAUUUGGAAAUUAAACAUAAUGAACACAUAA